Messenger RNA from Bactrocera dorsalis (oriental fruit fly), 2400 nucleotides. It is a transcript of the gene Caper, whose product is annotated as RNA-binding protein 39. Bases 212 to 2032 code for a protein of 606 amino acids. Gene Ontology annotation, biological process: mRNA processing. The record is from RefSeq and is a predicted model, not a curated record. The transcript has 6 exons. Gene Ontology annotation, molecular function: RNA binding. Gene Ontology annotation, cellular component: nucleus. NCBI's taxonomy places the organism in Eukaryota, Metazoa, Arthropoda, Insecta, Diptera, Tephritidae.
CUCGAUAGUAAUCGAGUCUCGAAUCGUUUCGCGUCGUGUAUUCUUCGUAUACCUUCGUACUUCGAUAAGAAAAAUAGAAGUUUCCAUGCUUUUUCAUUUCUUCGCGUGAAGUAUAAAAUUAUUUACGUUUUAAAACAUCAAACAAGAAUUGAGAUAAAUAAAUAUCCGUGGUUUCAAUACAAGGAAAGGGUCAAACAUCUAACCAGACAACAUGGCCGAAGAUUUUGAUGUCGAAGCUAUGCUGGAAGCACCAUACAUUAAAAAUAAUGUACCCAGUCGGGGGGGAGAUCACGAAGCCAGCAGCAGAAAGUCACCAUACAGAGAGCAUCAGGAGAGUAGCAGUAGCAAGGGUGGAAGCAAAUCGUCAUCACAUUUGAAUGGACGCAAACAUUAUUCAAGAAGUCGUUCGGGUUCACCACGUACUACAGAUGAUCGAAAAGCGCGCAAAUCAAAGGAUCGCGAUCGUCAACGCGAUAGAGACGAAAGUAAUUAUUCCAAGGAUAGGGAUCGCACUCGUGACAAAGAUCGCGUACGUGAUCGUGAAAGAAAUGGAGAACGUGAGCGCCGUUAUGGAUCACAAGAUCGUGAUCGAGACCGGGAACGUGACCGUGACCGUGACCGUGAUGCUGAGAAACGACGUAGUCGUUCCAAGGACAGACGUCGAAGUAGCCGUUCACGAGAACGUGAUCGUCGUUCAAGAGAAAGACGUGGUAGUAGACCACGCUCCGAACGACGACGUAGUCGUUCCCCAACACGAGAUCGUCGCUCAAGGGAAAAAAAGCUAAGCCCGAUUCGUGAAUAUAAAGGUGGUCGUCCAGGAUUUGGUUCAAACUCGAGAGAAAGAAGUACCAAACGGCGAAGUAACUCUCCACGACCGUUCCGUCGAGGCAGAACGCCACCCAACGGUCUGGGUGAUCGAUCUCCGCGUGCCGAUCUCAGUCCUGAGGAACGUGAUGCGCGCACUGUAUUUUGUAUGCAACUUUCACAACGCAUACGUGCCCGCGACUUAGAAGAGUUUUUCUCAAGUGUCGGAAAAGUGCGUGAUGUUCGCUUAAUAACAUGCAACAAAACUAAACGAUUCAAAGGUAUAGCAUAUAUUGAAUUCAAAGACCCAGAAUCAGUUGCAUUAGCACUGGGGCUGUCGGGUCAAAGACUACUGGGCAUUCCAAUUUCUGUACAACAUACACAGGCUGAAAAAAAUCGUAUUGCAAAUGCUGUACCCACGUUCACACCUAAAAAUCACACUGGACCUAUGCGAUUAUAUGUAGGAUCGUUGCAUUUCAACAUUACUGAAGAUAUGCUUAAAGGUAUCUUUGAACCUUUUGGGAAAAUUGACUCCAUACAAUUAAUUAUGGAUACUGAGACUGGUCGUUCUAAAGGAUACGGAUUUAUUACGUAUCAUAAUGCGGAUGAUGCCAAAAAAGCUCUAGAACAGCUAAACGGCUUCGAAUUGGCAGGGCGACCAAUGAAGGUGGGAAAUGUGACUGAACGUUUAGAUAUGAACACGUCUUCUUUGGAUACUGAUGAAAUGGAUCGAAGCGGCAUAGACCUGGGUGCCACUGGUAGAUUGCAAUUGAUGUUUAAAUUAGCAGAGGGUGCUGGUUUAGCAGUGCCUCAAGCAGCAGCCAACGCAUUAUUAGCCACUGCGCCACAACCAGCACCAAUUCAGACUCAGACUCAAACUCCGGCCAUAGCUACACAAUGCUUCAUGCUAUCCAACAUGUUUGAUCCCCGCACAGAAACGAAUCCGGCAUGGGAUAGUGAAAUACGUGACGAUGUCAUUGAUGAAUGUUCCAAGCAUGGCGGUGUACUACAUAUUUUUGUUGACAAAGCAUCACCAACGGGAAAUGUCUAUGUAAAAUGUCCAAGCAUAACCACCGCUGUUCUGGCAGUAAAUGCUUUACAUGGACGUUGGUUCGCUGGUCGCGUCAUUACCGCAGCCUAUGUACCAUUACUGAAUUACCACUCUCUAUUUCCAGAUGCGAUAACAGCAGUUAAUUUGUUAGCCUCGAAACGAAAGUCCGGUGAAUAAAGUUAAAACGAAAAAUGUUUAGUCAUAAGUACAUGUAACACGCUGUUUGGCUUUCAAAUUUUAUAUAUCGGUCGGACGUUUGAGCAUGUUCACAUUAUGUAUACCAUGCAUUCCUGCUCUCCUAGCGCUAGAAGAGAUAUUCGGUCCACUAUCAGAUUGCAUCGUUUUUAUAGAAACAACGUUCUUUGCAGAUUAAUUGCAUGGGGUUUUAUUAAACAUCUGCCUAGUAAUAAUCUAACCGUUCUGAUUUUUUCUUCUAAUUUGUAUUUUAGUAGAACUUUGAAAUUUAAUAUACUGUAAAAUAUACAUAACCAUAUAUUUGAACACUACAAUAAAUAAACAAGAUGUUUAAAUUUAUUUUAAAUGAA